AUGUCCGAGGAGUCGGAACGACACGAGGAGUCGGCGAGUGACGGCGUCUCCGGCAGCCUCACAAACGUGGCGCGCGUGUUGUUGACCUCGGUCCAACUCGACACCGCAACCGCGGAGUCACUACGUGCCUCGUGGAGAAACCAGGACUUGUACAUUGACCAUCUUGAAACGUUGAACAAGCAGCUGGAAGGAAGCUUGGAAAAGGCGAAAGAGGUAGAAGAUAGGAUAAAACAACAAUAUGCAGAAUCACAACAUCGAGAGAAGAUUCUUGUUAGGAGAUUGGCAGCUAAAGAACAAGAAAUUCAAGAUUAUGUAAGUCAAAUCACAGAAUUAAAAUCAUCACAUGCAAGUCUUAAUGGCAGGCCAUCACUAUUAGAUCCAGCCGUGAAUAUGCUAAUAUUAAGAUUAAAACAAGAACUUACUUCAACAAAAGCAAGGUUGGAAGAAACACAAAACGAAUUAUCUGCUUGGAAAUUCACACCAGACUCAAAUACAGGGAAGAAACUUAUGGCAAAGUGCAGAUUGUUACAUCAGGAAAAUGAGGAUCUAGGCCGGAUGACCUCUAGUGGUCGAAUAGCAAAGUUAGAAGGUGAUUUGGCAUUACAGAAAAGCUUUAGCGAGGAAGUUAAGAAGUCACAAUCAGAAUUAGACGAGUUUCUGCAGGAGUUAGACGAAGAUGUAGAAGGCAUGCAGAGUACAGUGCUGUUUUUGCAGCAGGAACUACGCGCGUCUCACGCAACUGUGAACGGUAAUAGGACUUCCCCUAAACGGACUUAUUCUGGAAGUGAAUGCAGUGAUACACCCGUUGGCAAAAGAAGGAGAGCCUCAGUGUUAUCGUUAGACUAUAACGAGGAAGAAGAACCCCUCACAGUCACCAAUGGUGAGGCAGAC
Brenthis ino (lesser marbled fritillary) is the source of this 891-nucleotide messenger RNA. The record is from the annotation of a GenBank genome assembly. NCBI's taxonomy places the organism in Eukaryota, Metazoa, Arthropoda, Insecta, Lepidoptera, Nymphalidae.